UCCAUUACCAUUUACUCGCCUCCCUCCAAACUCCUCCUCUUCGUUCUCUCGAAGUCCUCCUCUUCGUCUCCAAUUCCGACUUCUUCCGCGCGUCCUCGCAGAAUUCUGAUUACGAACUCCGUCCCGUCGAUGGUCGCCGGCAGUUGGCGCAAACCCUCGACGAACUCGUGAGAAGAUCGCCUCUUCCGCCUCGCCAUGGGUCCGGCACCCGGCGAUCCGUCACAGAAGCGGUUCUCCAGCGUGUUGCCGCCGGCGGCGCUUAUAUUUCUGGUGCUGGUGUUCGUCGCCGGCACGAUCGUCACGGUCGAUCACAAGGAGAAUCUGUCGAUACUGCAGCUGCAGCCAAGGAGAGUGGCCACUGACGAGGAGUCAUCCAGGCCUGCUCCACCGGCAAGCGAUGUGCACGUAGACGCCACCGUCGCCGAGACGCCUCCGGCGGAAGAACCCGGUGACAUGUGCGAGAACCAGUGCAGGGCUCCAGGCAGCGAGGCCCUGCCGAGGGGCAUCGUGCAGGACAAGUCCAACUUCGAGUUCGAGUCCCUGGGCGGUAACCCUGAGCGGAGGGUGGCCCGGACGGCGAAGAGCCUCCUGGCGAUCCCCGUCGGUGUCAAGCAGAAGGCCGUCGUCGACAAGCUCGUCUCCAAGUUCCCGGCGGCCAACUUCACGGUGAUGCUGUUCCACUACGACGGCGCGGUGGACGGGUGGAGCGACCUGCCGUGGUCGCGGCGCGCGGUGCACGUGGCGGCGGCGGACCAGACCAAGUGGUGGUUCGGCAAGCGGUUCCUGCACCCGGACCUCGUCGCCGAGUAUGACUACAUCUUCCUCUGGGACGAGGACAUUGAGGUGGAUGGCUUCGAUCCCCUCAGGUACAUUGGGAUCGUUCGAAAAGAAGGGCUGGAGAUCUCGCAGCCGGCGCUGGACCACCGGUCGCAGAUCCACCACAGGCUCACGGCCCGCGCGCGGCGGGGCGGGGCGGUGCACCGGCGGUUCUACAAGACGGCGGGGGGCGGGCGGUGCUACGGCAACAGCACGGGGCCGCCGUGCACGGGGUGGGUGGAGAUGAUGGUGCCGGUGUUCUCGCGCGCGGCGUGGCGGUGCGCGUGGCGGAUGAUCCAGAACGACCUCGUCUUCGCGUGGGGGCUCGACUUCAAGCUCGGGUACUGCGCACAGGGCGACCGGAGCAUGAACGUCGGGAUCGUCGACAGCGAGUACGUGCUCCACCGCGGCAUCCCCACGCUCGGCGACGUUGGCAAGACGGCGAGAGCGUCCUCGGCGUCGACGGCCGCGGACAGGUACGCGGUGCGUCUGCGGUCGUACACGGAGCUGCAGAUAUUCAACAGGAGGUGGAAGAAGGCGGUGGCGGAGGACGAGUGUUGGACCGACCCUUAUCCACAGCCGCCGACGCCGGCGUCCAAGGGAUGACAUACGGUGGUCAGCCGGCUCGUUGCCAGCGAUGGCAAUUGCAUCUGUCUUAGAUGAAAUAGAUACAUCAAAAUUUACAGGUCUAGCUAGAGAGCUUGAGAUAUAAUGUCAUGUGUAUAGAUCACCUUUCCCACCCUCUCUUUCUCCCCGGGAAAUAAGCUUGAAUCAA
Molecule: messenger RNA, 1591 nt
Organism: Lolium rigidum
Lineage: Eukaryota; Viridiplantae; Streptophyta; Magnoliopsida; Poales; Poaceae
Exons: 5
Coding region: 196-1422 (408 amino acids)
Source: RefSeq, a predicted model, not a curated record